ACGUCACCGGCACUAAAAUGGCGGCAGUAACGAUCGCUUUGAAUUUUACCUCCCUAGUAUAAAGUUUAAAAUAGCCGCCCAACCACGGAGUAUUAAUUACACCUGAAUAUGUACAAUCGGGAGCCGUAGUAAGUACGUAUCAAUUAUGGACUCUGUUGUGGGGGAAGAUCCGACGCUCCCUCUUGAUUUCAAUGCGAGCACCAAUAUGUCUCGGAUCCCCGAGGUAGAAGCUGUGGACCACAGUGAAUAUUUGAUGGAUCACGUGCCAGUGUCCACACUUCUGGGGGAGAAAAUGUCACCCACCAAAGCUCGGACCAUGAAAGAGUAUGAAAACCAAAUCACUGAUCUGAAGAAAGAAAAUUUCAAUCUUAAGCUUCGCAUCUACUUCAUGGAAGAGCGCAUGCAACAGAAGUUUGAUGAUUCCAGUGAAGAUAUCUACAAGACGAAUAUUGAACUGAAAGUGGAAGUGGAAAGCCUGAAACGUGACCUCCAGGAGAAGCAGGCACUGCUGGUCACUGCAUCGAAAGCUGUGGAAAGCCUGGCUGGGAACGGCAGUGGCGAGAUCCGCCGUGUCAAAGAGCUGGCAGUGAAGGAGGUGGAGCAGCUAAAGGAUUUCUUUGGCAAGAAGAUUGAACGCCUGGAAGAGGAGCUUAAAGCCGCCCAAGAUGAGGUUGAAAAAAUGGCUGCCAUCGCUGAACAAGAGAAAGUCCAGAACAUGGAUAUGGAGAAACGCUUAUUGGCCUUUAGCAUUUCAGCUCCUUUGGGAUCUCUCCCAAGUCAGGAUAUGCAAAAGCGCUUGGAGGAAAAAGAAAGGGUUAUUGAACAGUUAAGCAUUUCCCUGCAAAAUAAGGAUGCCGUUAUCGAGCAGCUCCAAAGCAACAGAACUCCUUUGCAGGACAGCUGUGACACCUCAGCCGUUGAGAAAAUGGAGAAUGAUCUUUCUGCUGCUCUGCGUAAAAAGGAUGAGGAAUUGGAGGCGCUAAGAAAUGAACUUGGGAAGGGGAAGGUCAGAUUGGAAAAAGAGAUGGAGAGCUUCGUUGAGAGACAGAAUGAAGUGGCAAAAUUGCUAGAAGUCACUCAGCAACUGACAGAAGAACUGAGCGGAGCCAGGGGAAUCAUCCACAGCCAGAAGAAGAGACUGGAAGAAGUGGACGAGGAAACUAAGGCUCUCAGUGGCAGACUUGAAGAGCAGGAAAAUAAUCUGGCCUCGGAGAGAAAAAACACCCUGAAACGAGAUAAAACCAUCCAAGGCCUUAGUCUCGCCCUGAAAGAGAAGGAUAAGGAGAUUGAAGAGCUUUACCACCAAAUUGAGGACCGAGAUGAGGCCUUAGCAAAGGCGCGAGAGGCAGCACGUAAGGCACAAAUGCAAAAAUACCAGGGAGUCGAGGAGCAUCAGAACCUGCUGACGGAGAAGGAGGCGGAGCUGGUGGAGCUCCUGGCGGAGCACCACGCCAAGGUGGCCGAGAACCAGAAGCUGCAGAGAGCCCUGGGCCGACGGGAGCAGGAGCUUAGUGACCUCCAGCAGGCAAAAGAGCAACUGGAGGGGGAGCUGGAGGACCUGCAGCAGCAGAAGAACAAGGGGGACAAGGCCAUUAAUGAUUUGCAGAACCAGCUGAAGAAGCUGAAGGGGGAGGUGGCUGAGAAGGAGCGGGCCUUGGAUCAGCAGUACCAGGCGCUCUUGAGCGAGAGCAAGCAGAAAGCCCAAAGUCUCGAACUCACCAUCAAGCGCCUCACCAGCAGCCUCAGUGAAAAAGAUCAGCUGCUACAGGAGUACAUGAACAUGACAAAGGACUCAGAUGAGGACAGAAGCCGUAGUCCUGAUGGGAGAGAUGCCAUGCUGGCAAAAUUAAGAGAGAGGCUAAAAGAAAAGGAAAAGGCACUUGAGGAAGCUAUAGAUGAGAAAUUUGCUGCCAUAGAUGAAAAAGACAAUGAGGUCCGUCAGCUCCACCUGUCUCUGCGCGAAAAGGAAAGAGACCUAGAGAGGCUCAGCAACCUGCUUUCUCACAACGAAGAAACUAUCAAUAGUCUCGAUAGCAUAAUCAAAGAAAAAGAUGGAGAGCUGCAGCACUUGGCAAACACCCUUAAAAACCAUCAACGGGUGAAGCAGGAGCUGGAGGAGAACUGGGCUCGUGCACUGAGAGAGAAAGAUGCCAUAAUCUCCCAGCUGCAGCAGUCCCUAGCGAGCAAGACCAAAGAUCUGGAGGAAAUGGCUGAAACUCUUCUAAGCCAAACCCGCAGCAAUGCCAGGGACCUGGCAGAGCAGUUGACCCAACGUCUGAAAGUGACUGAGGCCAUGCUGGCCGAGGCGAUUAAAGACAAGGAGCGGCUGGUGUCCGAGAAUAAAAAUGUAGUGGAAGAGCUUUUGGCCACCAUCGGCAGCAAAGAUCAGCUGUUUAAAGAGUCUGCCGAACAUUAUAACCGCUCCCUGUCUGAACGCAAUCUGGAGAUACAGGAACUGAGGCGGCAGCUUUCGGAAGAGAAACACAAGCUGUCGAACGCUGAAAAGCAGAGUUCAGCAGUGACACAUGAGACCUACUUGGAGAUGGCUGAGCUCAAGGUCCAGUUGACCGAAAAGGAUACAAUUAUAAAUAAACUGGUAGAGAGCGGACAGGAGAGAGAUAAAUUCUUGGCUCAGCUAAAACUGAAGGAGACCUCUGGACCUCAAGUCCUAGAGCUCAAGCAGACCAUAGAGGUGUUACAGGAACGGUUGGAGGAGACAGAGGCUGAGCUCGCAAAGACGAAUGAAGGAAGCACUGGAAAAAUCCCUGUUAUUAAAAAGACCGCUGUUGCCUUGAAGAAGGAACUGGCCCAGAAAACAGAGACCCUAAACAAAGCUUUAAAGAAGGAAAAUGACUUAAGGAUCGAACUGGCUGAGCUUCGCUCCACGCUGACUGAUCUGGAGAACCGCAUUGAGGCUCAAGCUGCCCACAUUGAGUCUCUUACCACGACUUUGGAAGUGAAAGACGAAAUCAUUUUGGAUUUGCAUGAAAGGCUGGGCAAGCAGAUGGAGGGCAAAGUUCUGGAGCCCGAGGCUCAGAGAGCAGAUCCCAGGGAGGGCAGACAGAUACCUGGCAUCCCCCAGAGAGAGAGGACCAUCAUUGGAGGAAACAGCCAACAGGAGGCCUUCCCCACCCUGCAGGCUGUGCUCUCUGAACAUGAGGAGCUGAACAAGGCUUUGAAAGCAGAGCAACAACUAUAUUCAAGCCUGGUCAGGUCUGUCAAAGAACCAGACAGCGCCCAGCGCCUCCACAACUUGCAGAUGGAGCUCGCGGCUGUCCAGCUCCUGCGGCAGCAGCUGGAAGAGGGCAUCAGGGGGAACGAGGAGCUCCGGGAGGACCUGGAGAAAGAACUCCAUCAGGCCAAGAGAGGAGAAGGGACUGAAGGUCCGGCGAUCUUGGUUGAUCCGAAAGAAAUGGAGGCAAUGCGGCACCAGCUGGAGGACGCACAGCGGUGGAACGCUUCGCUCCAGGCGCGCCUGGGAGAAAUCCAGGGCCGAGGAGGAGGAGUGGGAGGCACGAAUGACACUGCUGACACCAUCAGCUUCAUUGGUGACCAGACUUCCUACAUGAGCAUAUGUGUGGGAGAGGGAGAGGAGUUUGACAAUCUCUCGAUGCCAGAACUGAGGAGGAAGGUCAGCAAGCUCUUUAAUUACAUUAAAGAACUGCAAGCAAUUAAUGCUGAGCUUCAGAAGAGAACCUCGUUAGCUGAGAAUCCUGCCAUGGCCAGCACUGAGAAGGGCAAACAAGACAUCUUGACCUUAUCUUCAGAGAACAAGCAACUGGAAAAGAAGCUGGAGGAAGCUGUGAAAACCAAUAAGGAUCUUCAUGAUCAGUUGAACAGGGAGAGUCAGAGAGCUGCUCAGAAAAAGGGUAAAUGUCAGUUAAGACAUCAAAGCGUACAAGUUUCGCCAGAGAAGGAGGAAUCUUUCCCAGUGGACAACAGGACUGAACAAGAAGGAUGUUCUCGUAAAUGUGAGAACAGUGAAACAGCAGCUCACUCAACUGUCAAUGGGAGUGAAAAGUCUGAGUUAGUACUGGAAGGUUCAAAUGCACUUGAAUCCAUAUCCCAGACCCAGGCAAAUGGAAAUACAGACAACCUUGUGUCUGAUGGCAAGCAACAGGAUCAGGAAAGAGAAAUGGCAUUACUAAGAUCACUGUUGAGAGAAAGCAGGACAUCUUCAGUUCUUCAGCUAAGAGAUGAACUCCUAGGACUGCGGGCAGAGAAUGCUAACCUUAGAGGACUCCUUAAGGAAGAAAAGUCUGCAGAAUCCAAAGAAAGCAGUGACGGGGCAGGAGAUGGUGAGACCAUAAAAGACCUGCAGAAAGUAAUUGAAAGAUUAAGAGCUGAAGUGAAGAGUUCUCGAAAGAUCAUUAAGCUCCUGAAGGAACAGCUAGAGCUCAAUUCAUCCAUGGAUGGCGAAACCAGCUUCAAUCCUGAACUCAUCGUGAGCAUGGCUAGAGAGAUUGAGCGCCUGAAAACUGAGUACGAAGCUUCUAAGAAGAGAGCAGAGGACCUAGAGACGACUCUAGCCGAGCUCGAGGCUCAGCAACAGAAAGCCUCAGAGCAAAAUGAGAACCACUCUGGCCUAACAAAUAUGUCAGCCGGCACAUUUCCAAACCAGUCAACAAUUAGACGAGCUAGACAUGCAGCAUCAGGGUCCAAGAUUGGUUCAAAAUCACGCCUACCAGUUCCCAUCAAGCCAUCAAAGUCAACUGUGAAUAGCAAAAUUACCCACCCACAAAUGGACUCUUCUCUUCUGGAGGAGAAAAGCCAGGUUUGCAAACAAACAGAUCAACAUCCGAUUACCUCAGAUUCCCCCAGGUCCACCCCAGCAGAUCAGAAUGCUGACAGAACCACAGAGAAACAGGAUGAAGACUUGUUACAGCAGAUAGCAAAACUUCAGGAUGAACUUCAGGAGAAAAAACAACUAAUAACAGAACUUGAGCAAAAGCUACAAUCUGCAAAACCUACCACCUUGACCAGCCCGGGCAUACAUGGGAACCUCCGGGAAGUAGCUCAGCUGCAGAAUGUACUUCGGGAGAAGGAUAAACUUAACAAAGACCUGGAAGAAAAACUACACCAGGCGGAAGAGACCAUCCUGUCUCUAAAUACUUACAUGUCCAAUGAUGUACCUGUAGGCAACCAUAACACUGAUGUGAAGCUUCAUCAUCUAAUUUAUGAGCUUCAGACAGCCCUGCAAGAAAAAGACCAACUGAACAAACAGCUUAAAGAGUGCCUGCACGCUGCAGAGUCUACCAUAACUUCUCUCACAGCCACUGACUCAGAAGGCAAAGCGAGAGAUGUGGAGUUUCACCAGCAGCUGGAGGAACUUCAGAAAGAUCUUCAAGUAAAGGAGCAACAGCUUCAGCAGUACUUAUGCUCUCCAGACUCUAACGUAGCGUCUCACACCGAAACCAGCUUGGGUGACAAAAGCAGGGACAAAGGAAUGCCUGAUGCUAAACUUCACAAACAGGUAGAAGAGCUUCAGCUUCAUGACAAAGAACUACUGAAUAAAAGCCUUGAGGAGCCCCUGUGUACUGUGGAGUCUACUAUAGUGACCUUCACCACAACUAACUUGGAUGACAGAGCCAAGGAAAUUGGGGUGCCUGAUGCUCAACUUCAGCAGCAAGUCGUAAGGCUUCAAGAAAUGCUUCAAGAAAAGAAUAAACAAUAUGAGCAGCUCCAGGAAAAUAUGCACCUAUUGGCAUCAUCUAGUAGUUCAGCUACUCAUCAGAAUGACAGUGAGGACCUUCACAAGCGUAUCAGUGAUCUCCAGAAAACUAUUUGGGAGAAGGAUCAGGCUAACUCAGAGUUACAGGAAAGAUUGUGCGCCAUGGAGCUGGCCUUUGGACAAUGGAAUGCUGAUAGAACCAUAGCAGGUGAAAACCUUGGAACGGACCUCCACACACAAGUGGGGCAUCUUCAAAAUGCCCUUGAGGAGCAGAAGCAGCUUAACAAGGAACUGAAGGAGCAGUGGAGCGCAGCAGAGUCAAACAUGGUGCCGGCUGAUAAGCAUGCAAGUGUCCAAAGGCAAGCAGACAAGCUUCAGAAGACCCUGAAAGAACAACUACAGGCUCAGAAAGCACUGGAGGAGAAGUUAAAAACUGCAGAGACGACCAUUUCUCGGCUCAGAACAAAAUCUAAAGCACGAGGUGCAUCUCAUCAUGCCGGGUCUUCUUUGGAACAGGAUGACAAAGAGAUUCAGGUGGACUUGCAGGACUUCGGUUACGAAACAAGUGGAAAGAGUGAGAACGAAGUGGAUAGGGAAGAAAACGGUAGUCCAGACCAUGAUAAUCAGCUCAAGCAGCAUGCCAGCGAAUCCAGUAUCCCAUCCUUGGUCAAGCAGAUUCAUGGAAAUUUCUUCUCCAUGGAAAACCUAGAGACUAACUCUACCACCUCCUAUCCAAGCUCCCCCACUCUGAGCUCUCCAAAAGCAAGCAUGAAGAGCCUGCACAUAUACGAUGACUAUGGCCUAACAGAUGAUGCAGAACAGCUGAGGCAGCAGGUUAUGGAGCUGAAGGUACAGCUGGAAAAUUACCAGAAGGUGGUUCAUCACCUGCAGAGCCUUCUCCGUAGGAACUCCCUGUCUAGUGAUCUCCUGACUGUUGGCUCUGACUCACACCACACCAUCACCAGAGAGCUUCAGGAAGCACAGGACGGGGAUCACGAAGAAUUGCAGAAGGAUAGCCAACAGUUGUCUUCUGGAGUCUUCAGCAGAGAAAACAGCCAAAAUCAGAGCUUCCCUUUGAGCCAGGAUGAGGAGGAAAAGCAGAUGUUAAAAGACCAGAUAACCAACCUCAACAUUGAGCUGGAUAAAGAGAAGAUGUUCAACAAGAACCUAGCAGACCAGCUUCAGCAGAUUCAGUUAAGGACCAGAGCAGCAUCUCCUGGCAGGUUUGACUCGCUGGUCCAAUCACAGGCGAGAGAACUGUCGCACCUGCGGCAGCAGAUCAAAGAGAGCCGUAGCCUGGGAGCCCUACAGCGCCACCAGCUGCAGGACCUCGGCAAGGCCUUCGAGGAGCUGCUGCAGGCCAGCGAGGUGGACUACUACGUGGGUGAAGUUUUCCGCGAGCAGCUGGAUAAAAGCCUGACUGUGCUGGAAAAGCUGGAGGACAGGCUGGAAAAUGGAGAUGCAUAUGGAGAUAACGAAGAGGGUGCUCUCCUGGAACUUGCUCAAAGGCAGUCCCUCUCUUUGUUGCUGGCUAGUCCUGAUAGCCUACAGCGUGAGAUAACUUACCUCCAAAAACAGCUAAAGAGCGAGAGGCAGGAGCUGCAGAAGCAGUUGAAAGUUCUUGCGCGUCAGAAUCAGAACUUAGCUGAUGCCACAAAAGAGCAGCUUGAUCUACUGACAAGGGAGGUGCAGGACAAGAACCUGACGAUUCAGCGGCUUCAGCAGCAGAUCAGAAGCCAGUCGCUGGAACUGAGCAGCAGCCACCCCAGCUCCGAUUCCGACGCCUCCGACCGGAUCUCCCCGAGGACCCGGAAUUCACGCGAGCGUCUGCGACCCGAACACAAGUGCAGCCAAACAUCGAAAGAAUCUUUCGGUCCACCUGACAGAGUUCAGAAGGUCUUCAGCCCUCGGGCCUCAAACACCGACAUUUCAGCUGAAAUAAAAGUGCCUAAUGGAGUACACACAGAAGAAGCUACAUAUCCACCCAGUGGCUUAGUUAGGAAGUCUUCUGUUGCAGGGGAUGACGUUGGAAAGCAGAGCUUCUCUCAGCCUGUUCUCAACCCUGAGGAGCCUGAGAUCCAGACUGACAGUGCCCUAGCGCAAAGCAAACACCUCCAGGAGCUGCAAAGGGAGAACAUCCUGCUGCUGGAUAAGCUGAAAAGCAGCGAGCAGCUGAACGAUACCCUGCGCAGCGAGCUGGACCUUCAUCGCUCCAUCCUGGCCGAUAGAGAGGAAGCUGGGAGAGAGAGAGAGCUUUCUCCCACAGCCCUGGACAAGACGGCAACAUCUCACCUGGAAAAGGAAUCACGGCCAGAAGGAAAAAAUGAGGCACCGGGUCUGAUGAAUGCAGAUCUCCUAGCUGAGCACCUUCAGGAAAUCCGGAGUUUGCGACGGCGUCUGGAGGAGUCCAUCAAAACCAACGAUCGCUUGAGAGAGCAGCUGGAGAGAAAACUGGCCGAGGUGGAAAGAGACCCAGCCUCUACAAACAUUUUCAUCCAUGGGACAGAAGAACAAGGCCAGUUGGAGAAGGAGAUCCGCUUCUUGUGGGGGCAGAACCAGGCUCUGAAGGAGCAGCUGAAUCUCGGGUCCCGAGAUAAGCAGAAGGAAAACGAAAAGCUGAGAGAGUCCCUUGCCAAGAGAAAUGCCAAGCUGGAAUACCUGCGGAACGAGUACGAGCUGAUGCAGAAGGACAACAGCAGCCUGCGGAGCCGGCUCGUCCACACGGUGGAGGAGAACAACCGCUUCAAGGACACGCUCCUCUUAAACCGAGAUAAGAUCAACGGGUUGCAGUGUGAAGUGAAUGCACUGCAGCAGCAGCUCGCCGAUAGCCAGCACCUCUUAAAAUCCCUGCAUGUGGAGCUACAGGUCUAUGAGCAGCUUAAGGCAGACCGUGACAAAAACACAGUUUCAGAUGCAGCUGUGGGCCAAACCCCAGACACACCUGUCCACAGUCCGGGGCCCCUGGACCUGAGUGAGCUCCUGUCUGAAAUUCGCCAUCUGAGAAUCCAACUGGAGAGGAGCAUCCAGACUAACAACGCCCUGCGCCAGAAAUUGGAGGAGCAGCUUCUGAGGGGGCCAAGCAAAGCAGAAGGAUCGCCGUCAACCAUCAAUAUCAAUUACCUCCUGUCGGGAGAGCACAGGCACUCAACACUCAGCAACAGUGGAGAUAAUGCUGCAAAAUCGCCAACAAAUGACAAUUGUGAACAUUUCCCACAUCCGUCUUUCCACGGGUCAGCAAAAUCGGGCCGAACUCCAACGGGCAAGGACGUUUCCAAUGUCUUGCAGGAGAUCAACAAGCGCAUGAAAAGCGACCUGGACUGUGCUUCCCAGUGUAGCAGCAGCUCUGCAGACAGUGCGUCUCCCACCCCCUCUCGACUGGUCCCAGGCCACCGCCUGUGGGCCAACAAGAACGGCCGCCACGUACUGGGCCUCAUAGAGGACUACAAUGCUCUGCGAAAGCAGAUUUCAGAGGGGAAGAUGCUGACCCACGGAAUGGACAAGCACCUGCAGGAGUGCUUCCACGCUCUUUCUCAGCAAGCCUCGGAAUCGAAGGUACUGGAUCAACGGUUUUUAAAAGGCUUCUCAACCAACGUCAACACAAUGCAGCAGAUUCUAGAGGAAGCCAGUCGUUUACUAAAGCUUUUAUGGAGAAUUUCCCUUCCUACAAAUACACCUGUCAACAGCAGUCAGAGCCAUCAGGGUGAAAUGUUGAAGAACGAAAUCACAAGACUGAGGAGCAAGUUAUCGCAACAAGAGAGACUGCUUACAGGCACUGUUAAACGUCUGCACACCACCAACCAGCUGAAAGAGGGAAUGGAGAAAGUCAUCAUCAGUCAAUUGUCUCUGACCCAUGGUGUACUGAAGAAAGCUAGAGGCAACUUAGAGAUUCAUCCCAUGGAGGAAGUCCCAGUCCAUGGGAACUAAACCAGAGGACAAACACAGACAUGUUCCAGUGUUUCUACAGACACAAUGAAGCAUCGGACGAGCAGCACAGUGAAAUUUCUUCACUUUGUAGCUAUUAAAAGCUUUGUCCAAUGUAAUUCAUCCAAAAACUUGCAUCUCUGCAAUUUUAUUUUAUUAUACCCUUUUAUCAUUUUUACGGUACGCUUUAUAAGAUUUCUUUGGGAGAUUGCACUAUUUCCUAGGUUUGUGAUAACCUGUCAAGCGAAAUUUUAGUCACACAAUACUGUAUAGAAAAUGUACAUAUUGCAGUUGUUUUAAAUUUCUUAGGCUGGAAAAAAAAAGUAUAGUUUUAAGUGUUCGGCUAACGUUUUUAUAGAAAGAAACUUUGCACUGCCUUGUUUUUAUCAUGAAGCUGUUGAAUUUCAGAAAUGAAAAUAUUUGAAUUGUUACUUAAAAAGCAUACCUCUUUAUUGUUAAUGUUUAAUGUUGAUUUGUGUAUCUAGAACUGUUAAAGAGCUGUUGAAAAGUAUGAAAAAUGUGUACACAGAGACAUUAAACAAAAGCACAGCUUGAAACAUG
This is a messenger RNA of Lepisosteus oculatus (spotted gar), 10153 nucleotides long. RefSeq names its product CDK5 regulatory subunit associated protein 2 (gene cdk5rap2). NCBI's taxonomy places the organism in Eukaryota, Metazoa, Chordata, Actinopteri, Semionotiformes, Lepisosteidae. Gene Ontology annotation, molecular function: molecular adaptor activity. The record is from RefSeq and is a predicted model, not a curated record. Gene Ontology annotation, cellular component: centrosome; Golgi apparatus. Gene Ontology annotation, biological process: positive regulation of microtubule nucleation; centrosome cycle; regulation of Golgi organization.